AUGGAUACUUGGGGAAGCUGUGUGCAGAAAGUGGAGUAACGUUAAGUUAGCUGGAGCAGUUAAAUAUUUAUUAUAUUGCUAAUUAGUGUUAGCCGAAAUAAGAUACAAUAAAUUAUCUGUUUUAGUUACAGAUAUUCGAUGUCCAAAAUGACGGAUUUGACUUCAACGUGAGACUGAAAUGGAUUAGGUCUUGGCGCUGGGUCGCCAGGAGGGAGUGUUUGCGUCCAUGGUGAUGGUGGAGCAGAGGACAGGAUGACGUCUUGUCUGUAUGAGUGCCUGUACGAGGCGGGGUUGCAGCGCUACUACCCACAGUUCACCGCGAUGGGGCUGAGCCAGCUUGCUCACCUGUCCCAGCUCACCAUGGGAGAUUACCCCAGGCUCGGGGUUCAGGACAUGGGUGACCGCACGCGGCUCUUCCACCUAGUACAGCUGGUCAAGGGCUUUGAGGAGGAAGAGGACGAGAGGUAUGUCGAGGAAGAGAGAGCAGCUGUUUCGUCCAGGAGACCGCCUCCACGAAGACAGCUGGACUUCAGCGUUCUUUCCCCUGAGCCCGAGAAACGGCGGCUGGGUCGCGACUGCAUGACCCCCUGCAAAGCCCAGACCGACAGGGAGACACCCUUCCGCAGCGUCCCAGGCGAGAGGGUGGCGUGCAGACGUAGCGCCCACACUCCAACGGUGACCCCUAAACUCAGCAGUCACACGGACAAGGAGGCAGCCAGACACAGCAGGCGCAUGGAUAAGGUAACACAGCACAGUGACAGGGAGAGAGGAGAGAGGCGGUGGGCGGAGCUCUCCUACAGGAAGUCCCUGCUGAAACAGGAAGCGGCCCCGAUGCACCAAGGGCAACGUUCUCCAGGUUACAACUAUGGCCUCCCGAUGAGCUCACCUGCGUCCUCAACGAGGUCAUCGGCUGGCCGGGCAGCAGCGGAGAGGAUCCGGGUGUGCGUGCGGAAAAGGCCUCUGAGCCGGGCGGAGGAGAAGAGGGGCGAGGCGGACGUGGUCGCGGUUCGGAAUGGGGAGAGCGUGCGAGUGCACGAGCAGAAAGAGGCGGUGGACCUCACCCAGUACGUCCUGCAGCAUGAGUUUUAUUUCGAUGAAGUCUUCAGCGAGGCGUGCACAAAUGAAGAUGUGUACGAGAAGACGGCCUACCCCCUUAUCCAGCACAUAUUCAAUGGGGGGAAGGCCACGUGUUUCGCGUACGGCCAGACGGGGGCGGGGAAGACGCACACCAUGCUGGGGUCAUCGCCGCGGAGACCGGGGUUAUACGCGCUGGCGGCCCGCGACAUCUUCGCCCGGGUGGCGCAGGCCGAGCAGAGGCCCGGUCCCAGUCCCGGUCCCGGUCCCGGACCCCUCAGCGUGCGCGUCAGCUUCUUCGAGAUAUACUGCGGCCAGCUGUACGACCUGCUGGACCACAGGAAACGGUUAUUUGCUCGGGAAGACGGUCAGCGUAUGGUUCAGAUUGCCGGGCUAAGAGAGGUGGGGGUGGAGUCUGUGGCCAGUCUUCUGGAGGUGAUCUCCCGGGGCAGUCGCGAGCGGAGCAGAGGGGCGAGCGGGGUGAACUGCGAUUCGUCGCGUUCCCACGCCCUGCUGCAGAUCCACCUGAGGGCCUGCACGCACCAGCUGGUGGGCAGGAUCUCCUUUGUGGAUCUGGCUGGGAGUGAGAGGGCGUGUGACACCAGAGACCCGGACAGACAGAGCCGCAUGGAGGGAGCUGAGAUCAAUCAGAGCCUGCUGGCACUGAAGGAGUGCAUCCGGGCGCUGGACCAGGAGCUGUCUCACACGCCGUUCAGACAGAGCAAACUCACGCAGGUGCUGAAAGAUUCCUUUAUCGGGAAUUCUAAGACCUGCAUGAUCGCCAACAUCUCUCCGAGUCACCUAGCAACAGAACACACCCUCAACACCCUCCGAUAUGCUGACCGGGUUAAGGAGCUGAAGAAGGGAGGAAAGAGUUCCCAUAGCCACGGCGGGGCGUGGGGUAAAACGCUGGCCACCCCAUCCCCCAAACGCAACAAACACCUUAGCCGGGGGAAGAGCCCGACCAAGAAGGUGAAACUCGGGGUGCAGAGGGAGUCCAGGGGCGCCCCCUCCUCUGUGCCUGCAGGGGUGCUAUUCUCCCCCGGGGCGAAUCUGCUCUGCUCCACGCCCAAAGCCAUGGGCGGGGCUAGGCUGGAGGGGGGCGGGGCAGUGGGUGAGGUUCGCCUGGACCACACCACGCCCCUGAGGGGCACCCUGGGGAGGGGGCGGAGCCGGAGGGACAGAGGGAGCGAGCGACAGAGUGAGAGGCGGGAGGAGGAGGAGGACGGGGGGAGUAACGGAGGGGAGGCACGCGGGCAGGAGGCGCGGAUGUGGGCGCGGCCGGUGUGGAAGGAGACCGUCCCCUGGGAAACUCUGAGAGGCCACGCCUCCUCCCGGAGAAAGGAGAGGGAGUGGGAGAGGGAGGGAGAGAGGGAGGAGACGGAGAGAGAGAGGCACCUGAGGAGGUAUCACGAGCACCUGCAGCAGUUCCUGCCCUCGGCCGCUCUGCUGAAGACCCCGCGGGCCCCGGAACCUCCGGCGGACUCGCUGGGGCCACGCAGCCCCCGUCAGCCCGCUCCUGCAGGGGAGGAGGGGGCCAGCAGGAGGCGCCCCAGCCCCUCGCACGCUCUGGAGCUGGGGCACGGCAGCAGGAGCGGUCCCGGGGAGCGAGUCCCGAAUGCCGUGGACGCAGAACUCGCCCGAGCCCGUGGCGAAAUGCAGGAGACGCCCCCGUUCGGGUGGGGAAGGGGUGGAGACGCGAGGGAGCUGGGACGCGAUGGGCUCGCACUUCAGGGAGAGGGCCUGGGCUGGGGGGAGGGGCAGCUGCCAGGGGCGGGGCAGGGGGAGGAGCAUGACCAAGAAGUCGGCCGGCAAAGGCGGGGUCUUGAGGGCAUCGUCGAGGGGCACCGGGACAGACGGACCCCCGUCAGCCCCGCGACUGGGAGCGAUUUAGGGCUCGGGGAACGGUGGGGUGUGCUGGGAGCCGGGGAUGAAGAGGAGGAGAGCUGGGAGGGAGAGAGGGAAACGGAAAGAGGCAGCAACGGGCCGGCUCUGUUGGGGUGGAGCUCUGAAGAAGAGGACUACAGCGCCUACCUGUCCACAGAGAGCAGCAGCAGCAACAACAACAACAUCCCAGCGGAGAGGCCCCUAUCGCCACCCAGGACCAGCUCCGCCCUGCUGGCUGAGGACCUCAACGACCUCUCCCACGAGUUAAAAUGCUCCAACUCCCAGCCUCGGGAGGGGCUGGGCCCAGCCUGGGCGGGAGCAGACCCCUUGCGGCUACAUUUCGACUCCCUGCCAAGCGACUCUGUGAACAUCGCCCUAUCCGCCUCUGCCCCUGCCGUUAGCACGCCGCUAACGGGCUGCUCGAGGAGAGUGAGUGGGAACCCAGACUCCGGAGAAGCGCCGGCAACCUUGUUCGCCUUACCCGGAGAGGCUCCGGCUGCGGUGACAUCAUCGACAGGGGCGGAGCCGCAGGACGGCACGGGGCCCAUGCCGAGAGGUACGGCUGGAGCGGCCACGCCUUUGGGGUCGGCUCCUCUUUCACGUGGCUCCUCCCCCUCCGCAGCGGAGAGCUCCACCUCCACCAUGGACCCCCUCUCCAUCUCCCUCCUGCAGGUGGAGCGGCAGGCGGCCACGGACUCCUUCCUCCGCCCCAGCUCCUGCUCCCCCUGCGCCUCUCCUGAGGGAGACGGUGGAGAGAGGGGCAGGGCAGGGGAGGCUCACCUCCUAUUGGAGGCUCUGUUGGACAUCCAGACCUAUUGGGGUAACUUUGAAUCUGCAGUGGCACCAGAUGACCAGAGAGGGCAGCAGAGUUUUGACCUAAAUUCUGCUCUCCAGUGUAUGAAAGGGAUGAGUGCCACCAAGGACCCCUCUCUCAGCCUCACCCCAUUCCCAGGCAGCUUCAUGGAGACCGUGGCCCAGCCCGACAGUGACAUUCUGGGGCUCAUAAAGGCUGCAGCUUCCCCUGGAGGCCCCAACACCCAGGACCCUGCAGGGAAGACUGUAAGCCAUGCCUCCCUGAGCGGACAGGGCCAAUCAGAGCCCUCCCCCACUGAAGCCGGUCCACUCAAACCCACGCCCGUCACAGAGAAAAGCUCAGGCGUCCAGCAGGGGAUCUCUGGGGACAGCAUAAGGACGGAACCAAAGCAGCGAGAGGUGCGGGAUGAGCAGGGUUUGCCUCUCGGGAGGGCGGAGUUGGGACGACAGGACCUGCCUCACGAAAUCCUACCAACAGGAGGCCUGGGGAAGGCGCACUGCACCAUACAGGACCCGUCCUGGGACAGCGACCCCCCCGUGACCUCCUCGUACCCACAACUCGCCAGCAGCACGAGCCCGAGCAGCGAGAGGCUGGGCCCAGCACAGAGGCUGGUGGUUCAGGCGCACUGUGAGCAGCUGGAGGAGAUGGAUUCUCUGUGCCGCAGAGAGGAGGCGCUGUUGAGCCUGCAGCCCAGCAUGGACUUCACUGACUAUGUGCUGAAGCUGGGGGAGAUCAUGGAACUGAAGGCCAAGUGUGUGCGUAGCAUGAGAGCCCAGCUGCAAAUCUACCUGACCUGCAGUACUGACUCUCACACACUGGCUCACUGACAAUCACACGUUGGCUCAUUGACUCUCACACUGGCUCACUGACAAUCGCACGCUGGCUCACUGAGUCUCAUGUGCUGGCUCACUGACUCGCACGCUGGCUCACUGACUCUGACACGCUGGCUUACUGACCGCCACACGCUGGCCCACUGACUUUCACACGCUGGCUCACUGACUCAAAUGCUGGCUUACUGACAGUCACACUGUGGCUCAUUGACUCUCAAACGCAGGCUCACUGACUCGCACACUGGCUCACUGGCUCACGUGCUGGCUCACUGACUCGCAUGCUGGCUCACUGACUCACACGCUGGCUCACUGACUCACACGCUGGCUCACUGACUCACGCUGGCUCACUCACUCAAAUGCACUGGCUCACUGACUCUCACACUGGCUCACUGACUCACAUUCUUGCUCACUGACAUCCUUUGACAAACACUGACUAACUGACGUGAAGGCUUAAUGCCAGUUUAGCCCUGUGACAGAUGCUCACCAGCUAGUUAACUGACACUCUGCCACAUUGACAUUCGGACUUGCAUGUUGAUUCACAAACCCUCAUGAGCUGAUUCACUGAAAUACUGAUUCACAUGCACGCUCAGACACACUCAAAUUGACUGACUAACUAACCAAUCGACAAACUUGCCCACAAGCUCUCAUUUAGGCUUACUGCCACAUUAACUGACACACACACAGACAAUCUGUGAUAUCCACGACUGUUACCAAUGGGGUCGUCUGAUUCACACCGACAGAUGGAUAAACAUCCUGUUGAAAGGACUGAUGUGCUACCUGUCAGGCCUCUCCAGAGCUUGACUAAGACAGGAUCAGCAUCUGUGUUCCUGAGAGUAAACAUUCCCCAGGCCCUCCACAUCCUGUUCGUUUUCAACACAAAAUAUUUAUGUAUGUGUGCCUUCCCUACAAGAGCUAACUAACUGGUGGAUAAGUGCAUUUUACCUCUGUAUUUAGUUCACUUGAACCAAAGGAGGAACAGCUGAGAAAUGUAUUCCUCUGAAUGACGUGUGUGUGUGUGGGUGUGAGAGAGAGAGAGAGAGAGAGAGAGAGAGAGAGAGAGGGGAGGGCUGACUGACAUACAGACUGACUGAUCUGCCUCCUGAUGACUAAUCUUGUCAAUAAAUAAUGUUUUGGUUUCCCAUGAAACAACAGAGAUAUGUUAGGAUGACUAAAGCACAAUUUCUCUUUUGCCUUUUAUACACAUGAACAUGAAGAGGACUGCAUUUUGUAGCUUUGUACCAAUGCACUGUGUUCAUUUGACUCAAUUUUGGGAAUGUUCUUCAGACUGAAAUUUUCUGUCCAGAAAUGGAAGUUAGCCUAUUUGUAUGGAGUAGCACAUGCCUAAUUUGAGUGUGACUGAUCAAGUGAAGUUGCUUAUAGAUUUUUGUUAAUUAACAUAUUCACAAGAUCCCACUCAUUAUCGAGUGUGGAAUUGUUUUUUUAAUUUAUAAGUUACCUAAGUGCGUUAUAAAUGGAGUUAGGUAAAACUGUUAAGGCAAUAUCAUGGAAAUAGCUAUUUUACAAUUUGAAUCAGGAAAAUAUUUUUAAAGAUUGCAGCACACUCCUUGACAUUAACAGCAUAUAGGAGUAUAUCCUGCACAAUUUUGAAAAAAUAGAACGCUGCGAAGUUGGCUCUUAAACUGGAUUUCAUGAUAUGGUGUAGGUACCAUUCGCAUGUGGCGAUUGAUAAAACGUACAUUUUUAAACUCAUUUUUUUAUUUGCUUGUUUACUUUAACUUAUUUUUGCUCCGUCAUUCUGCAGAAUUAAUUUACAUUUUCACCUCCGCCUUUUUGCCCAAUGGUCAACAGGGGUCGCUUCUGCAGUAAAUCUUCAGGAUUUAUUUAACUCAGUUAUGCUGCAGAGUAUGCAUUUUGAAGUUGUCAAUUGUUAAAUUACGCCACGAACCUGUCUGAUUUGGAAAAUGUACUUUAUACUGACUACACUAGAAAAUCUAUAAAGAAGCCUGAUGCUUGAGAUCUUGAAGUGUUACCUUGUUAACAUAAAUAUAUAAAAUUGGACAUGAUUGUAUAAUUAGAUGACAAGCGGGAACGAGAGGUGGGGAAUCGGGCGAACAAAAAUGGCGUCCCGCGAUGAUGCAGGAAAUAGAUUUCGGUUUCAUUAAAACUUGGCUGAAAGUGCAUCGCCCGGAGGGUUCUUCCCCGGAGGCAUCGGUAAAAAACUUUGGAGACGCAAAGACACAG
Molecule: messenger RNA, 6807 nt
Organism: Anguilla anguilla (European eel)
Lineage: Eukaryota; Metazoa; Chordata; Actinopteri; Anguilliformes; Anguillidae
Product: kinesin-like protein KIF24
Exons: 15
Coding region: 253-4602 (1449 amino acids)
Biological process (GO): microtubule-based movement
Molecular function (GO): ATP binding; microtubule motor activity; microtubule binding
Source: RefSeq, a predicted model, not a curated record